Molecule: messenger RNA, 4381 nt
Organism: Lepisosteus oculatus (spotted gar)
Lineage: Eukaryota; Metazoa; Chordata; Actinopteri; Semionotiformes; Lepisosteidae
Source: RefSeq, a predicted model, not a curated record
UGGGCUGCUGCUCACUGCAGUUUUUCAGUGACAGAGCUCAGCAAGGUUCCCAACACAACACAGCAUUGUGCAGAGGGGACAGGCUGGGGGGACGCUAAGACAGAGAAACUGAUCUCCGCUAGCUUUUCACUCAAUUGCUGCUGAAUGGGCAGAGGAAAGUGGAUCUUGAACCUCGACCGUGGGGUCCCCUGGAAAAGCUUGCUCGCUCUGUUGGAGGGCUCAGUUUUUUUUUCUGCUGGGUUUUUCUUCUCCCAGCUCUGGCGGAGGUAAAUUAGGUGGAGCUGGCUUUCCUGGAAUUGUAGGGCAGCUUUUCCUGUUGUGCUCUGCAUCAGACUGUCUCGCAUUAAAUGACAGCCCAGCAUCGGGAUUACUGAGCGCUGAAGGUCGCUGCCAUCUGGCUUCCUCAUCCUAGUGGUGGUAUUUUUUUCUGUAAUUUGGGUCGGCGGUGAUCUUCCUUCAGAAAUGUCCCAGCGAAGCCAACCGGGGCGAAAUCCAUCGAUAGCUGAUCAGCUUCCCUGGAUUUCGCUGACGACACCGCUUUGUUUCGCCUGAAGAUGGAAACACUGGAGUCGGAGCUGACCUGCCCUAUCUGUCUGGAGCUCUUCGAAGAUCCGCUGCUGCUGCCUUGCGCUCACAGCCUCUGUUUCAGCUGCGCACAUCGCAUCCUGGUCUCCCAUUGCACGUCUAACGAGCCCGUGGAGUCUAUCAGUGCUUUCCAGUGCCCGACCUGUCGUUAUGUCAUCACCCUCAACCAAAGGGGCCUAGAGGGACUCAAACGCAACGUCACCCUUCAGAAUAUCAUCGACCGUUUCCAGAAAGCUUCCGUGAGCGGGCCCAACUCCCCAAGCGAGACCCGGCGCGAGAAGGCCUUCGACGGCAACACCAUGACCUCGUCCAGCGAAAAAGUGCAGUGCCAGUUCUGUGACCAAGACCCCCCCCAGGACGCGGUCAAGACCUGCGUCACCUGCGAGGUCUCGUACUGCGACGAGUGCCUCAAGGCCACCCACCCUAACAAGAAGCCCUUCACGGGCCACCGCCUGAUCGAGCCGAUCCCGGACUCGCACCUGCGGGGGCUCAUGUGUCUGGAGCACGAGGACGAAAAGGUGAACAUGUACUGCGUGACGGACGAACAGUUAAUCUGUGCCUUGUGCAAGCUGGUGGGACGUCACCGCGAUCAUCAGGUGGCCGCCCUCAGCGACCGCUUCGAGAAAUUAAAGAGAACUCCUGGGAGGUUUUUCAAUGAGAGGAAUGAGCAGAAAGCUUCAGACCAGGUGAAAUCUGUUACACAAACUCCACUUAAUCUGCUCUCACCUAAGCAAGAGGCGCUGAUCUGUCAGGAAAAUUGUAAGCACUUCGGCUGUAAGUGUCUGAGCCCAGCAGCAGUGAUGAUGUCUGUACCAGAGGACUCUGAGCAAGCGUUAGAUGCAAACCUCAGCAACCUGAUUAAGAGGAACAAUGAACUGGAAACUCUAAUGAGCAAGCUGAUCCAGACAUGCCAGCACGUCGAGGUGAAUGCAGCCAGACAAGAGAACAAGCUGAUGGAGGAGUGUGACCUCUUGAUUGAAAUUAUUCAGCAGAGGCGACAAAUUAUUGGAACAAAAAUCAAGGAAGGCAAGGUGGUGAGGCUGCGGAAACUGGCCCAGCAAGUCGCCAACUGCAAGCAAUGCAUAGAGAGAUCCUCAUCUCUCAUCACCCAGGCUGAGCACACCCUCAAGGAGAGCGAUCAUGCUCGUUUCCUUCAAACAGCAAAAAACAUCUCCGAGAGGGUUUCCAUGGCAACAGCAUCCUCUCAGGUGCUGAUACCAGAGAUCAACCUGAAUGACACCUUUGACACUUUUGCGCUAGACUUUUCCAGGGAAAAGAAAAUGCUGGAGAGUCUGGACUAUCUCACGGCUCCAAAUCCUCCAGGAAUUCGAGAAGAGCUGUGCACCGCAUCUCAUGACACAAUCACUGUUCACUGGACCUCAGACGACGAAUUCAGUGUUGUCUCCUAUGAACUUCAAUAUGCCAUCUUCACAGGGCAAGCCAAUGUAGUCAGUUUAUGUAAUUCUGCCGACAGCUGGAUGAUUGUUCCCAAUAUUAAACAAAACCACUACACCGUGCACGGCCUGCAGAGUGGGACAAAGUACAUCUUCAUCGUCAAAGCUAUCAACCAGGCCGGCAGCCGGAGCAGCGAGCCAGGGAAACUGAAGACUAACAGUCAGCCUUUCAAGUUGGACCCAAAAUCUGCCCACCGGAAGCUGAAGGUUUCCCAUGACAACCUUACAGUCGAACGUGACGAAACCUCUUCGAAAAAGAGCCACACGCAAGAGAGGUUCACCAGCCAGGGGAGCUAUGGUGUGACAGGAAACGUGUACAUUGACAGUGGGCGGCACUACUGGGAAGCCCUUAUUGGCGGAAGUACAUGGUAUGCAGUGGGGAUCGCCUACAAGUCUGCCCCAAAGCACGAGUGGAUCGGGAAGAAUUCGGCCUCUUGGGUUCUGUGCCGCUGUAACAACUCCUGGGUGGUGCGACACAACAGCAAGGAGCUGCCCAUCGAGCCGUCCCCACACCUGCGCCGCGUCGGGGUGCUCCUGGACUACGAUAACGGCUCCCUGGCCUUCUACGACGCCGUGAGCUCGCAGCACCUGUACACCUUUGACAUUUCCUUUGCGCAACCCGUGUGCCCUGUGUUUAACGUGUGGAACAAGUGCUUAACUGUCUUAACCGGGCUGCCCAUCCCAGAUCACCUGGACUGCACGGAGCUGCAGCCAUGAUCGCCACGGAAACAUGCCCCAAAGGAAACUCUGUGAAACUUCGUCGGGAGCAAAUAUGUCGGCUGUGGGGGGAGAGAGGAGUAGAAGAAGGAACACCUGUGACUGGAACUACCGUUUUUCCCACCAUUUUCCACAGACCAGCCAGCACAAAGACUGAAAUGUUCCCAGUGCUGUAUAAAAUGUACAAGCCAUGGCUUUAAAUCUUCUUUGUACUUAUGCUCUGAUAGUAUAAAUUAUUUAUGGAAAAAAAGACAAUAAUUCGAUAAAAAAAAAUGUUGUAGAAUUUUCUUGCUUUGCACAUUAAUGUUUACUAUUUUAUUUAUGCUUAGAUGAUUUAUUUGGGAGAUUUGUUUUUAAUUGGUUGGAUAACACUGCAGUCCUUUUAUUAAUUUUUAAAGAAGCUUAUUUUGGACGGUCCUGGGUUUCUUUAAUCGGGGUCCUUAACAUUGAUAAACAUAACUGAAGUGUCGUCUUUCAGUCGAUAUUGUAAAGUUGUCUGUCCAGCAUUUGUAAUCAGCAUGUUAAAGUAAUAAAUCCUGGGGAGUGUAGCCUCAUGACAAGGUCUUCAAGCAGUAGGUAUGAGUUACAUAGUGAAAAUGUGUACAUUUGUGUGACUCAUUGUUGUAUUAUCUUUAGUCCUGUUUAACUUUCCACAAAGGGAAAUAUGAGCUUAUUUAAACCUCUUACGUUUUUUGUGUUUCACACAAUCUAGGAGUGAAUAGGAAAUGAUUACGCGAUCGAUAAAAAAGCAGGUUGCUGAUGUAGCGGCAAAGAAGCUCAGGGCAAAUUGAGUUUCAAAAGAGACAUUUAUUAUUUUGAGUUACAACUUGCAAGCCUUUGAACAGGUCAAUCAAGUCCAUUAAACUUCGAAAUGCAUUUAAAAUGUUUGGGUCUCUGUCAGCUCCUUCAUUACAUUGCAACAACAACAAACAAAAAAAUAUUGAGAAAGUUCUGGUCUAAAAGGCAGACUGGAGAACCUGAGAAGAUGACUUAACACUUUGUGAACUAAUGACAGAGAUCAGGCCAAAAUGGACUUUAACUUCAGUUUUAUUGGAUACAGGUUGAAACCUGCUUUUAGUUCAGUAUUUUUUGUUGGUUUUAGUUCAAACACUUUUGUUUGGACUACAUCCUUUGGAAGCCAACUCUUCCUCAAGCUUUAAUUGUAAAUCCUAGCUGCAGACCUGCUCUCACAUAUGGACUGACCACUCCUUUCAAUCUCCAGUCAGCGUCAAACUCUUCUGAAAGAGUCUGCUUUCUGUGUGCUACACACCGAUGCUUGUUUUUUUUUUAUUUUGACUUCCAAUUCAGAUUUUCACUUGUCUUUUCCUUUUGUUUCUGUAAGUAAGAUUUAUUUUGCAAUAUUUUGUGCAAAGUUGGUUUUCAAAUGAAAUCAACAAAUUAAUAAAUUGUUACCAUGUGAUAUAAACAUUAUAUGAGUGUGAAAAGAUCUUAGGUGCUGAAAACCAUUAUUCUAUUUUUUUUUCUUCUGUUGACAUUCCGUUCUAUUUGGAUAGCUCUGCAGAACAUCUUCAGCUGGAUUUAAGGCAAAAAAGACCAGAUUCUCAAGAUAUUUGCAUCACAUUGCAAUUUUUGUGAACACAAAAAUAAAAUAAGUUGUCAUAGUA